UGUUUCUCUGUGACCAGAUCUCUCUCUCUCUCUCUCCCUCUCUCUCCCUCUCCCUCUCUUAUUUCGGAUUCAAACGCACCGUUUCGAUCGAAUAGUUGGCCUUUCUCUAUUCUUUGAUGCUCUCCACUUCGCUCCUCGCAGCUCAGUUCGCUUGUGGAUUUGAUGUGCGAAGGGGUUGGUCCUGCCAUAUCAUAGGGGGACUAGUAUGAUUUGGAGUACAAGUAGUGGAGGAAGUUGUCGAUUAGGGAUCGGCGUAUGUAGCUUUAACUGCCUGUUGCAUAACUAUGGGAAGUGACAAAAAAAUUUCUACUCCUACUCCAGAAGGGCCUGGUGGUGACAGUCUUCCGAGAGCUCGGCCUGUUCACGGGAGGUCUACUGGGCCUACGAGGCGUUCUACAAAAGGACAAUGGACACCUGAAGAGGAUGAGAUAUUGCGGAGGGCAGUUCAGAGUUUUAAGGGAAAGAAUUGGAAGAAAAUAGCGGAGUGUUUCAAGGAACGGACUGAUGUGCAAUGCCUGCAUAGGUGGCAGAAAGUUUUGAAUCCUGAGUUGGUCAAGGGUCCAUGGUCUAAAGAGGAGGAUGAAGUUAUCACUGAAUUGGUGAAAAAGUAUGGCCCAAAAAAGUGGUCCACUAUCGCACAGCAUUUACCUGGACGUAUUGGUAAGCAAUGCAGGGAAAGGUGGCAUAAUCAUCUUAAUCCUGGCAUAAACAAAGAAGCAUGGACACAGGAAGAAGAGUUGGCUCUGAUUCGCGCUCAUCAAAUUUAUGGGAACAAAUGGGCAGAACUAACAAAAUUCUUGCCAGGAAGAACGGACAACGCUAUAAAAAAUCACUGGAACAGUUCUGUGAAAAAGAAGUUGGAUUCUUACUUGAAGUCGGGUUUACUACCAGACUUGGAAGGAAUGCCUCAUGUUGGACAUCAAAACCAACCCAUAAUCUCAUCUUGUUCAAGAGUGCAGACCAGUGGAGAUGAUAGUACUCCUAGAGGUGCUGAAGGAGAAGAAAUGUCUGAAUGCAGCCAAGAUUCAAACCUAGCUGGUUGCUUUCAGUCUGGAACAGAAAUGGUCAAUGUGGUAUUACAUAAGAGAGAUCGUUCGCAUAUCCGUGAAGUAUCCCGAUUAGGAAAUGACCCGAGCUCCAGUCCAGCGUCCUGUUCAGAACCAUAUUACCCGUCUAUGGGGGAUGCCAAUUUUUCCAUCCCAGAAAUACCUCCUGAAAUUGUUAGCUCUUCCAAAUUUAUAGAGCAGAGUUUUUCACAUGAUGCUGGAGAGUUGAUGAGUGUGGAUUUCCAGCUUAAUAUGCAGGAGUUCACUAAUAUUUCAUCACAAGAAUCAGGCCACGAGGCAUCUGGGAUGCAAACCCAUUGUAUGAGUUCUAAUGAGAUCCAUGAUGUGAUGAACUUUCCAUUUCAAACUGGGAUAUGUGGUUCUAUUUCCAUGGGGAAUAUGGCUGAUGGUUCGGUAAAAUCAGAGCGGAUGUUGAUAUCCGACGAUGAAUGUUGCAGGACUUUGUUUUCUGAGGCAAUGAAUCAGGGAUAUUGUUUCUCUAGAGAGCUUCCAAAUGGGACAAGCUUGGUUGAUUUGAUUACAUGUGCAGAUUCAUUACUUUUAGAAUCGUCAAACCUCCAAAUGUCUGAAACCAUUAGACCUUCUCAACUUUAUUGUGCUUUGAACUCGGAUGUAGUUGGAACUUCAUGCUCUCAACCAGUUUCAGCUCAUGAUGGUCCACUGAUGUUUGCUGUAGAGCCUAAUCAUUUACUCAGUGUUCAAGAACAUGAUUAUAUCACACAUUCAGAGGAUGCGUUGGUCUACACUAAUGACACUGCCACAUCUCCCAGCAAUGUUGAUGGAAAUAAGAAAAGAAUGGAAGAGCAAUCUGAUUUGGUUGAUGAUUCUUCAAAUUUAGUCCCUGUAAAUACAUUUGAUUCGGCAUUGGACACACAAACUUCUCCUGCUAUGGAUGUGAGAUCAGACGCGCACACAGAGCAGCAGGACGACAGAGCUCUAUGUUACGAACCUCCUCGCUUUCCGAGUUUGGAUGUUCCAUUUUUAAGUUGUGAUCUUGUACAAUCAGGAAAUGACAUGCACCAAGAAUAUAGUCCCCUUGGAAUUCGUCAGCUGAUGAUGUCCUCUAUGAAUUGUCUCACUCCAUUUAGGUUGUGGGAUUCACCUUCUCGCGACGGUAGCCCUGAUGCUGUUCUGAAAAGUGCUGCUAGAACAUUUACAGGCACACCAUCCAUUUUGAAGAAACGCCACCGUGACCUGUUGUCUCCAUUGUCGCCAUUAUCAGAUAGAAGGAUUGAUAAAAAGCUUGGAACUGAUGUGACCUCCAGUCUGGCCAGAGAUUUUUCACGUUUAGAGGUAAUGUUUGAAGCCAGUGAGACACAGGAGGCACCAUCGCCUUCUCCAUCUUCAAAUCAGCACAUGACAUCUGAUGUGCAUGAAGAAGACAAAGAGAAUAUGGAAAUGUGUGAAACCAGAAUAGAAGAAGGCAUUGAUACUGCUGCAAUAUCUGCUGAUGAAAUGGCACAAAAAGUAUUUGAUGACAGUGAAUCACCAAAAAAGAUGAAGCAUGGAAAUGCUGAUGUUGAUGGCACAACAAAGGCUACUGCAGUCCCCUCUUCCCAUGAUGCGCAACAUUCUUCUGGGGUUCUUUUGGAACAAAACACAAAUGAUAUGCUAUUGUAUUCUCCUAAUCAAGCUCCUGGUAAAGCUGAGAAAUCCCUGAGCUUGAGUGAUAGAACUCCAAAAGUACAGCAUUGUAAAUCUUUUUCUGCCAAACAAGGUGCCUCUGUUAUUACCCCAACUAUAACAGUGAAGAAGCGAGAAAGUUAUUUGGUUUCACAGUCACGCACACAAUCCGAUUUAUGUGCAGCCCCCCUGGAGACAACUAGUGAUAAUCCCGGGAAUGGUGCUAGUACUGAAACAAUAUUCGGCGUUACACCACUUAAAAGAAGUAUCGAUUCCCCUUCAGCAUGGAAAUCCCCAUCAGCUUGGAAAUCUCCUUCGGCAUGGAAAUCCCCCUGGUUUAUCAACUCUUUUCUUCCUGGUCCAAGGGUUGAUACAGACAUAACGAUUGAGGAUAUAGAAUUCUUUAUGAGCCCGGGAGAUCGAAGUUAUGAUGCCAUAGGGUUAAUGAAACAGAUAAGCGAGCAUACUGCUUCUGCAUAUGCCGAUGCUCAGGAAGUUUUGGGAAAUGAUACUCCUGAAUCAUUGUUGAAGGAAAGACGGAAAGACCUUGGCAUUGUGGACUUGGAUAAAAAUCUUGCACCACCAGAUCAGCUGGGAAGUAGUUCCCUUUCCGCUCCAAAUGUUAUGGUGGAAUGUCGCACCCUUGACUUCAGCGAGUGUGGAACACCCGGGAAGGGCAAGGAAAGCGGAAAACUUUCGAAUACUAUAGGCUUCUCAAGUCCAUCGAGCUAUUUGUUGAAGGGAUGCAGGUAAUAAGCUCUUGGAAGCCAACAAG
This is a messenger RNA of Argentina anserina (silverweed cinquefoil), 3465 nucleotides long. RefSeq names its product transcription factor MYB3R-1-like. The coding region runs from base 285 to 3443 and encodes 1052 amino acids. NCBI's taxonomy places the organism in Eukaryota, Viridiplantae, Streptophyta, Magnoliopsida, Rosales, Rosaceae. The record is from RefSeq and is a predicted model, not a curated record. The transcript has 12 exons. Gene Ontology annotation, biological process: regulation of DNA-templated transcription. Gene Ontology annotation, cellular component: nucleus. Gene Ontology annotation, molecular function: DNA-binding transcription factor activity, RNA polymerase II-specific; RNA polymerase II cis-regulatory region sequence-specific DNA binding.